CCAUGUCAAUGUAAGAUCCCAUCAUCAUCUAAUCUAUCCAAAAUCUUCCUGUUUGUUUUAGUUUACUUCUGAUUCAUCAACACCCGACUAUUUCAUCAACUUCCAUCACAUAGGCCGCCAUUCUAAAGUUCAGCACCUUUAGAUUUCUUUUUUUGAAAUUAAAUAUGUCUCUUUGGAUCUCUAUAGCUAUUUUGUAUAUAUGGGUGGUCGAUGUCUUUGUUGUUCUUGUUUGCUCACCACAGUGAUCUUCAUCGGAGGAUUUGUAUGUCUAAUCGUAUUUUUAGGUGUCCUCCUAUAUAAAAACAUGAAGUUCCAUGUCAUUGAUGCUUCAUUGACAAAAUUCUACUUAACCAAUGAUGACAUACUUCAUUACAAUCUGGCACUGAACAUCUCCUUGAGGAACAGUAACAAGAAGACGAGUAUAUCUUACUAUUAUAUUGGCUCUACAACUUAUUGCUACGGUAAGGAUUUGGCUUUGGUUUCUUUGACGCCUUUCCGGCAAGGCAGCAAGAACACAACAGUCAUUAGUCCUGUAUUUCUGGGAAAAACCUCGUUAAAACUACGAGGUCCUGAUCUUAGGGAUUUCAACAAUGAUCAGAGAGAUGGAAGUUAUAUCAUUCAUGUAGAACUCUACCUGACAUCCAAAUUGACGUACGCUGGUGGUGGAAGGGGCAGCAACGUCGGUAUCAUCGCUAAAUGCGGAUUGUUGAAACUUCCGCUGUUGGGUUCUUCGUCUAAUAACCAAACAAUAACUGGUGGAGUAUUUAACACUAAUAAGAGGUGCAAGGUAUCUACGGUGAACUUGGAAUCAUCCGAUUGAGUUUUGAAAUCUCAACCUUUCAGUUUUUUCUUCCUGAAUUAAUGCAUCCCAAACAAAUAAAUGAAGGUUGAAAAUGGCUAUAUGUACAUAAAAGUUUAUGAAUUAUUUUCAUCUUUUAGAUACUUUAUUAUAGACAGGUUUUAUUACUCUCAUUACCACCUCUAGAAUUGAUUCAAAAGGCAAUAUUUACAUGUAGAAGCCAUUGGACUCUCUCAAAGUCUCUCAAAAUUUCUUGUUGGAAUAUUUCCCAAGUGACUACCACCGCAGUACGUGUAAGUAUUGAGAACGGAUCAAAGGUUUAAUUAUGUAGAAUGUAUAUGCUUAUGUCCAGUCCAUCUGUAUGUUUGGAUCCAUGUAUUUAGAGUCAAAUAGUCAU
Papaver somniferum (opium poppy) is the source of this 1196-nucleotide messenger RNA. Its product is annotated as NDR1/HIN1-like protein 10. The transcript has a single exon. The record is from RefSeq and is a predicted model, not a curated record. Gene Ontology annotation, biological process: defense response to other organism. Bases 200 to 820 code for a protein of 206 amino acids. Lineage: Eukaryota; Viridiplantae; Streptophyta; Magnoliopsida; Ranunculales; Papaveraceae.